CUCUGUCAAAUAAAAAUGCCUCUUCUGACAAUACAAUACUUUUGCAAUGUCAAGUCUGUACGUGCCUAAACGACGAAGCAGGCGUAUUCAGGAUAGAGAAGAGACUACACAGCAACAAGAGGAAGAAGAACAGCAACAGCACCUGAAUGGAUCUUAUGAAUCACCCAAUCCCCAGCCAUUACAAAACCUUAUCCUCAACAAACGACGACGGACAGGCAACCGUGAACGUGAUCACGAUUUGGAAGCAGUUGAAGAAGAACCAGACAAAAAACAAGAACCGCCGAACCUCGAUUAUCUCGACGAACAAGCGAUCUUGGAAAACGAAAACGAUUCGGAAAGUGACAAUGAAAAGCUGUCGUUGGAAGAUACUGCCAAACAAGCACGCGAGUUUCUGGUGGAAGACUUGUCAAAUAAGUUCUUUAAGGUUAUUGCGAGCACCGAAGAUACGCGCAAAAAUGAUUCUCGUUAUCAAUUUUUCAAAAAGAGAUGCACACUACCGGAUCCUUUGUUGAUAGAAGAUGGGCUGUCUGGUGCUAAUCAUGAAAAAGAAAACUAUAUAUCUGAUCUGUCCUCGACGUAUGACGGUCGAAAGUUUUUGCUCAGCUCAGGUGCAUUGCUAUAUUGGAGUAGGACAGAUUGGUCAUUGCCUCACUCAAUGUAUCAAUGGCUUUUCCAGAUAGUUGCAUUUGAAUCCGACAAGUUUGUCUCAAGACACGCAUACACUACACUCGAAACAUUGUGGACAAAUCUGGGUUCUGAAUGUGCACCAUAUAGAGAAAAUGUAAACGGAAAACGGAAUCUCAACAAGUAUAUAGACGUAUCAUCGUUUAGACACGUCUUGACGAGCUAUGGUGCAGUCAAGUCAGAGCUAGAAGAUUCCAAUACUGAGAAUGAAGUAAUUCAAAUGUCUCAAGAUUGGUCGGAUAACGUGGCUGGUGAACAACACAUACCAUUGGAACAGUUCUCGUCUGUUCUUCGUCUUUUCGGGUUCUCCAUUCGAUCAUGGUCACAAGCGUACACGAAGGACGAUGUCAAAUACGUUGUGCGGUUAUUAUUGCAGAUUCUGCUGGAUCGAGUGGGUGACUUUCUGGCGCGCGAAGUUGAAAAUUGCAUCGAGUCCGCAUUAUCAGCGUUGGAUGAAGAAACAUGGAGAUCUGAGUUACGAGAUCUGGCAGCAAGUCUAGUCAACCGGUUCCCACAUGUUCAAUUGCAGACACAAAUCACCAAAGCUAUGAAACCGACCUAUGAACGAUGCAUCUAUCUGAAGCGUAUGGUUGCCCUUGCUUCAUUGAACCUGACUUUAGAAACUGCUUUAUCCAAAAUCAAGGUGAACGAAGAACAGCAGCGACCACGACAACUUCCACAACCUGCAUUGUCCCAACCACUCCAGCCUCUGCAAUUGGAACAGGAACAAGAGCAGCAGCAGCAGCAGCAGCAAACGACGCCAUCCAAUAUGAUUAGAGCACCUGGGAACACACCUUCAUCAUCAUCCAACUACACCACGCCGACCACUUCACCAUCAAGUCGGAUCAGUGAACCAGAAGACAGAUUGGAAGAAAAUCAUUUUCCUAAUAGCAAUGGUAUCGCCACCAUGAAUAGCAACAGUAGCACCGAUGUAGAGAUGACCGAUAGCUUUGCUAUGUCGAGACAAUCCUCUUUCCUAUCAGACACCAUGUCAGCUGACGAAGAAUAUAGAUCUGCCGCUAGCCACUUGGACACGGCCUCGUCCAAGGGACACUUGAGCAGCAACAACAGCAGCAGCAACAACAACAACACAGACAUGGCCGAGCCACCAACACCAAUAGUCGAAGAAUCAACUACUGCUCCUACUUCUGCUACCAUAAGUCCUCCAUCCCCAUCUCCUACGCCCGGCCCUAACAUCUAUGCACAAACUCCUUUGGAUAAAGACGUUCUGGCACAGCUCUUGGGGAUUAUCCAAAACAAACACAGCAUAUUUAAAAGUCGCGAAGCUCAUCCUGAUUACGAUAAUGUAUUGAAUCAGACGUUAUUGCUAGCUGAAGCUAUCAGUGCCGAUGAGACUGAAAUGAUCAAGGAGAAGGGUAUUGUAUGUGAGAUCAUCUCAGAGCUACAGCAAUUCAAUCGAAGAAUAGGCGGUGGUCUUGGAUCCUAUGCACGGAGCAAGGCCAAUGAAGGUGUUCAGCGAUUAUGGACGCGACUAGCGUAUAUGAAGGGCAGGGACGAAACGAUGGGAUACGAAGAUCACGUUGCAUAAUAUUACCAAUAGUUAAAGUAAAAUGUAUAUAUCAAUCGAACUUACGAUGCGAAGAAUGGUUAAUGGACCCGUCAUUCCACGAUAUAAACCGGGUCGGGAUUGUUUCCGCUUCGCUGCGGCAUCUCUCUACAAAAAUAGCCAUAACCGUCAUCGGAUAAUCUAUUACAGACUACUCGUUAAAGUGCUUAUCUACGGUGCGAGUACUUGUUGAGGGUAUGAUACAGAACUAGUUGCAACAGAGGCGAAAACCAGGAUCCAUUCCAUUGGCGCUUUGUUUCAGUUCUCAAUAGGCAAUGACGACAACGAGUGUUGUUUCCGAUUUGCUUUUGCUAGGAUACCAUGUAAACAGCUAAGUAUUGAGGAUCGUUUCAGGACAUGUCACUGGUAGCUUGU
Messenger RNA from Zychaea mexicana, 2626 nucleotides. RefSeq lists its product as uncharacterized. The record is from RefSeq and is a predicted model, not a curated record. NCBI's taxonomy places the organism in Eukaryota, Fungi, Mucoromycota, Mucoromycetes, Mucorales, Lichtheimiaceae. Bases 47 to 2233 code for a protein of 728 amino acids. The transcript is spliced from 13 exons.